Molecule: messenger RNA, 531 nt
Organism: Mustela erminea (ermine)
Lineage: Eukaryota; Metazoa; Chordata; Mammalia; Carnivora; Mustelidae
Product: keratin-associated protein 13-1-like
Exons: 1
Coding region: 16-531 (171 amino acids)
Source: RefSeq, a predicted model, not a curated record
ACAUCUCCUGCCAAUAUGUCCUACAGCUGCUGCUCUGGAAACUACUCUUCCUGCUCCUUUGGGGGAUACUUGCACUCCCCAAGGUCCUCCUGUGGCUCUUCCUAUCCUAACAACUUGUCCUGCAGCACUAACCUCUGCUCUCCCAGCACCUGUCACCUGGACUCUUCCCCCUCCAGUGGCUGUCAGGACACCUGCUAUAAGCCCACCAGCUGCCAGACAUCUUGUGUGGCAUCCAGACCUUGCCAGACAUCCUGCUACCGCCCGAGGAUCUCCACGAUCUGCAGUCCUUGCCAGACGACUUGCUCUGGGUCUCUGAGUUUUGGGUCCAGCAGCUGCCAUUCCCUGGGCUAUGGAUCCAGAAGUUCCUAUUCACUGGGCUGUGAAUCCCAAGGCUUCAGACCCAUGAAUUAUGGAGUCUGUGGCUUCCCUUCUCUGGGCUAUGGAUCCAGAUUCUGCCACCCCACCUACUUGGCUUCUAGGAGCUGUCAGUCUUCUUGUUACAGACCAACAUGUGGAACUGGCUUCUUCUGA